UUGAGAGAUGAAUCACUGCUUGAUUUUUUAUUAUAAGAAGGAUCAUCUGUUCAGUUUCCAACUUACUAAAAAUAUGUGCGGCCCGCCAAUGACUUGCAACCCUUAAUUUUGGCCCACAAGCGACAAAAGGUUGCCGACCCCUGCUCUAGACUAGAGUUACAUAUUUGCUAAAAAUUAAUUUGAUAACCGACUUUGAACUUUCUUAUAGCAAUCUGCGUAAAAAUUUGAUACUCAGACUAGUCAAUUAACUUGAAGCAAAUAAAAAAUGAGGACAAUUGAACACCCGACUCUUGUGAUGCUGAUCCUACUUUCGUCCACAGAAGCACGAUAUUUGGGACCAAGAGAUCCAAUGGAAAGCGACAGUUUCCGAAAUCAAGGUGAAGAUUCCAUUUCGAUAUGGAUAUUAUUCGUAGCUGCAUUCGUGUUUGUCGUUAUUUUAUCAGUGUUUCUAAUUUUAUUGACCUUGUACCUGACUCGCAAGAACUGUUGUUGUGAACCAGAUUUAUCAAAACUAGAGUUUCCAGAACGAGGAUUAACACAAGAUCAUAGCACAGAAAGCUUUGCGUUUCGGAGUUCCAUACGCACAUCACGAGCGGAAAGAAUAUUUCAUGAAGAUUACUGCGACGACUCUGAGAUAGUUAAUCUGCACACUGUUACAUAAAAUAUAUUAAUAGCAAAA
Styela clava is the source of this 679-nucleotide messenger RNA. RefSeq lists its product as uncharacterized. The record is from RefSeq and is a predicted model, not a curated record. NCBI's taxonomy places the organism in Eukaryota, Metazoa, Chordata, Ascidiacea, Stolidobranchia, Styelidae.